UUUCUUCUCUCAUUUGUGCAGAAAAAAAUGCCUUCGGUGGUGCCGAGAUGGACGAGUCCGUUUCGGACUACUUGUUAUGGCGACGAAACUGUGCGUCAGUUGCUGCUGCAAGAACGCAUCAUUGGCCAGCACCACGUGUUCCACGGCGGACUGCGUCUAGUCAAGGAAGUGGCAUCGUUGGCAUUGCCCAGACACCCAGCACCGGGCACCAGAGUACUCAACGUUGGCGGAGGGUUCGGCGGGUUCGCCUUCCACCUGGCCGACACUGAGCCCAACGUGAGUGUGGCCGUGUGUGACCCCAACGAGGCCGUGGCAUCAGAGGCCAGACUCAGGCUCAGUCAGCAUUUCCCUCACCUUAGCCGGAGGGUCAGCAUCCAGUGCAGCGGUGUAGAUGAGCUGGAAGAGCCUCCAGGGUCCUGGGACGCCAUCGUGUGUUUCGAACUCAAUUCAUUUCACAUGUCUGGCGGCGGCGGCAGUCGGAGGACGCUGCUGAUGGACAAAUUCAAGAGGUGGCUGUCGCCGGGAGGCAAGCUGGUCCUGGUGGACUACUGCUGGUCUUGCAGAGUGCUGGAGCGGCUGCAGGAGGCGGCAUUGGCAGACGGUGGCGGCGGCAGUGCCGCGAUGAGCAGAGACGACUAUGCCACGUGCCUCAAGGCUGUGUUCUCCCACGUCUGGGUCGACGACCGGACUGACUCCCAUUUGGGCCACAUCAGGGAUGACCUCGGCCGCCUCAAGCACUUUUUGCCGGGAUCUCGGAGAGAAGAGCGACUGAAAGCGGACUGCGUGGCCCAGUGGAGAAAUCUGGAAAAAUUGCUGAGUGACGAGACUUUGACCUGGAUUCUGGCCUGUGCAACGAGUCCCAGUGCUAGAAAUUGACUCCGCGUCAUCAUGAGCCGAAAAAUAAGGGUUCUUCAAGCAAAGAAACGAACAAAUCCCUGCCUUGAGUUUUUGUUGUUGUAAUGAGCUUUACGGGUCAUGACUAUGGGUGCAAUCGUUGUUCCUGUUGACCUUUCUUUAUUCUUGUCUCCUACUUGCUUUUAUCUCUUUUUUUUCGUCUUGUUUGUUUGCUGAUGAAUCGCGGGUCAGCUGACAAGUGACUGUGAUUUUUGCUGUGUGUGUGUGUCAACUGGGACAUACGCAGAACCCUCAAUUCCAACGCCUGACCCAAGUUUUUCUUCACUGGAAAUUUGCUCAAGAAAAAAUUGUGCUGCUCUGCGUGCGUACAUGUGUCAAGAAGAAUAAAUAAUGUACUGUGGAUGCUCCUUCUGCUGACAAGACAUUGAAGAGACAUAUUUAAAAAAAGGGC
Messenger RNA from Notodromas monacha, 1306 nucleotides. The record is from the annotation of a GenBank genome assembly. Lineage: Eukaryota; Metazoa; Arthropoda; Ostracoda; Podocopida; Cyprididae.